Molecule: messenger RNA, 3516 nt
Organism: Exophiala oligosperma
Lineage: Eukaryota; Fungi; Ascomycota; Eurotiomycetes; Chaetothyriales; Herpotrichiellaceae
Exons: 4
Coding region: 972-2840 (622 amino acids)
Biological process (GO): positive regulation of transcription by RNA polymerase II
Cellular component (GO): nucleus
Molecular function (GO): DNA-binding transcription factor activity; sequence-specific DNA binding
Source: RefSeq, a predicted model, not a curated record
CACCCACCUGCACACACUCAGUCCUCCCGCUCGGCUACCAGCGCACCGUCGUCCACCUUGCAUUUCUGCAUCCUGCUUCUCACAACCUCGUUGCUCUUUGCUCCAGAUCUCCAUUGAAUCUUUUUGUGCCGUCAUAUUCUCAUCAGCCGUUGUUGACAUGGCUUAAUGCGCGUCAAUUCGUUGUGCUGCUGAGUCUGAUUUUGCUUGAGCAGUUUGGUAUGUCAAUGCACCCGCUAUCAUAUCUAUUCUACCGUGCCCGCCCGCCAGAGGAGAAUACCUCAGCAGCUGGCCCAAAGAGCCUGCCCUGGACACCUUCAACCACAUCCCCGGUCUUGCUGCAUGUUGGAUGUACCUGCAUGUUUCAAGUCACCACUCUUUGAGGCACCGUCACUAAUUCUUCAAUGUUAUAGUUCGUACUCCAUUGAGCCGACGACUGACUUUAGUGCCGCAACUUGCGCCCAAGGCUCAGCGAAAUUUCACGACUCUGGCGGCUUAUCGAGGCGUCCGACCUUGACUCACGAGCUUCUGCUGUGUGUGCAGAGUCCGUCUGAGUACCCGAGCAGUUUGGUCUUCUUGGUUGAAAAAUCAGCUGUUUGUGUAACUCACGGUCGAGACGAGUGGAAAAAAAGGUCUACUUGCAAGAGAAGAACAAAGUCUUGUGUGAGCUACGUUGGCUUGUUGGCUAUCGUCGCUAGGUUUCUCGAUUGACACUGUCGGGCAAAACCUGUAGUUGAGGGUGACGGUCUUCGAUCGGUUGAGUUGAGUCUCGAUACUUCAGCAGGAGGAGCGAGUCAGAUCGCUACUCAUACCAAAUUACCAGUGGUUUGUCUAGCCCUGGCUCUUAAGUCGAAACAGCCCUACGAAGGAAGCAGUAGCACCGGGCUCCCGCAGGGUGGUAUCGUGCUUUGCUUGUACCUAAGUCGCGGACAUACUGUUGAGUAUCCCAGCUGUCCUGCGUAUAAAGGUCCAAGAUGAAUCAGACUCAACCCUAUAUGGAUAUGCAUCCGGGCUCUCACAUAUCUUCCGGGCCAUCCUACUCGCAUUCUGCGACAGCUCCCAUGGGUCAUUAUCAACCCUACCAGCAGCCGCCGAUACUGCCUCCUGCUUCUACGCAUUAUCCACAUCCCCAAGCGUACAACAGCUAUGGUUAUGCAAAUGGUGUCACUUCUCCCCAAUCUGCGACAGGUCCCGUUGGUCAACCCGUGCAAAGUCAGAUUCCUUCUCUCCCGACUAUGAUGACUGGACCGGGUCCUCAGCAUUCUUACGUGCCUCAGACGCCAUCGCUGCCUGCUCCGAACCAAGGUUAUGCUACUCAGCAACCGCAGCCAUUUGACACGACUGGCCAGGUUGCUCCGCCUGGCAUGAAACCACGAGUCACGGCAACAUUGUGGGAAGAUGAGGGGAGUCUAUGUUUCCAGGUUGAGGCCAAAGGAGUUUGCGUGGCCCGUCGAGAAGAUAACCAUUUCAUCAAUGGCACAAAACUUUUGAAUGUGGCUGGCAUGACCCGGGGCCGCCGAGAUGGAAUCUUGAAAUCUGAGAAAACUCGCCAUGUGGUGAAGAUCGGGCCUAUGCAUCUGAAGGGCGUCUGGAUCCCAUUUGAACGUGCUCUGGAUUUCGCGAACAAAGAAAAGAUCACCGAUCUUUUGUAUCCCUUGUUUGUUCACAACAUUGGAGGCUUGCUGUAUAACCCAGAGAACACUCCUCGAGCAAACGCAUUGGCACAUGGAUCCACAGACCGACGUCGUAUUGACAGCCUCGACUCGACACGCCCUCUACCGUCUGUACAGACACCGUCUCUCCAGCACCACAACACAAUGCCGGCAGGUGGUCAAGCUCCGCCCACGCCUCAAUCCAUCAUCCCGCACCCCAACGCUGGCCGCCCAGGAAUUGAUCGAGCUCAUACCUUCCCAACUCCUCCGACUAGUGCAUCGAGUGUGAUGGGUAUGAGCAACCAAGGGAAUUCAUAUGAUUGGGGUAACCAGCAAAUGCCUAAUGGUACAAGCAGCGCCCAAGCGUUGUCCAUCGACACGGGGAUUAAUGCUCGGUCGAUGCCGACCACGCCUGCCACCACUCCACCCGGGACUGGCGGCCAGGGUAUGCCACCAUAUCAGGGCCAGUCGGGCUAUGAUUCAAAGCAUUAUUACAGUACGACUCCGAGUUCUCAGACCGGAUAUGCGCAACAGCCUGAUGGUACUCGUUAUGGUCAAGGCAUGCAAUCUGGCCCGUAUGGGAAAGGCGACAUGGGCCCACCUUUGGGACCUGGGAAUGCUAGCGGGGGAAGUGAUGUUCGCGACAACAAGGCUGAUGCGUACGCCCCACCUGGUCAUGGCUCUCAACAUGAAAAUGAUCACCCAGACAGUGGGUAUAUGAGUGCGAAUGCCUCUGCAUAUAAUUCAACCCGUGGUCAGUAUGCCUACGGUGCUGGUGACCAUGCCCAUUUGUCUCCAGAGCAGAUAUCAGGGUCUCCACCACAUCAAACAAGCUCAGGACACGCAACCCCUCGAACUAUGCCUUCUGGUCAACCCCAGUGGCCUGCAGAUUAUCAUACUCCACCUCGCGCCCCAAAUACAAGUACUGUCUAUAAUGUUAUGGGUCAUGAUCGAACACCACAAACAGGCCCGACUGAUUCUUAUGGAAACCCCGCAUACUCAAGUGGACAUUCUACUGGAUUGACUUCUGCGAAGCGCGGAAGAGAGGACGAUGAGCAAGAUCGACCUGGAAGUCGUCAAUAUGACAACUACGAUGCCAAACGACGCAAGAUGGGCCCUCAGGAGACGUUCGGGAUGCCCCUUCAACCGCCUCCACACAUGCAAGCCAUCAAGACUGGUGGCCAGCGAUGAGACACUUAGAAUGCCUCGCCAAGCGAAGCUUUUCAAUACAGUGGUUCCACGGCCACCAACCCGAGGCUCGAGAAGUUUGAUGGCGGUGCCGCCUACAUAAUGCCUCAUCACGACAUGAUUGGAAAAGCAAUAACGAAAGUUUACGACGGCCCAUGAGCCAAAAAAAAGAUCAAGACUUUGACGAACGGAACAACAAGCGUGCAUUGUAUGCUUCCCGAAACUCUAACGAAUUUACGACAUGAUUUCCUAUCGAAAGCGAUUUUGACCUGGCGAAAAUUAUGACCUGUUACUUUGUUUGCGGCCUGUAAUGGGUCGCACCACUGGUUUAGAUGAUGCUCAGAUCUUUUCUUUUUGUGUAUGAGGGAAUGAUAUAUGUGCGGAUGGAUUAUGAUUGGGAUGAAAACGGCUACGAUUCUCCGGCGCCAUUGAUGUCUUCUUGGCUGCGGGAUUCGAGAGCAAGAACACACGCGGGAAGGUUGAACCUUGCUAAUGACUUAUUGCUCCUGGAAACAGUCCACCUGAGCUUUUGCAUGUAGAAGACGAGAGGAUUUUUCCAGUAGCGAGCAGAAGUUGGGCGGCAGGGAUGAAAAAGGUGGCUCUCGUUUCCCUAAUCGUGAAAUCUUCCGUUGAUGACAUGUCAUAUACAAUAAAAGCAUAACUUAUAAUCUACCUGUGG